GUUGGACAUUCUUGAACUGCUCCUGAGUGUUGCUGCCGUACUUGGCCAAUUUGUCGUCCGUGAUGAUGCUCAUGCGCUUCGCCAUGGCGUCGACGAGAGCCUGGUCGCGUUGGUUGAGUUCAGGCUCCUGAUCCUCCCCAGGUUGCUGGGGCACGAUAUUUGUGGACAUCCGUGCCAGGAGUUUUAGUUGCCAGCUGAUUCCGAGUCGUUACCGGCUUUGCCAAGGGCGGAUGGUGUCUCCAAGCUGUACGUACACCAUUAUUGCACAUUCGCGCCACACUUAGCAGCGCGCUUGCACUGGGGAUGCUGUGGCAGGUCAUGUUGUUGGUGCGCGUGUCCAUAUUUUCGCCGUGCGUCGCUCCACCACAUCGGUGUUAUUCUCGAGGCUUGCUGUGUUUUAGGUGGGCAGUCUGUCAUUGGGAAGCCAUGGCUGCACUCGGGAUCCUUUUUGCCUCUGGGCUCGCGGCCGCAGCCUCGGCAGUCGAGCUGACGCCCGAGAACUGGGACGCGCAGACGGCGGGCAAAACCGUCUUUAUCAAGUUCCAGGCUCCGUGGUGAGGACACUGCAAGCGCAUGAAACCCGACUGGGACAAGCUGAUGAAGAAUUGGAACAAGGGAGAGAGGGCAAAGACCAGCCUGAUCGCCGACGUUGACUGCACCGACGAGAAAGCGAAGCCCCUCUGCGAGACCCACGGGGUCAGAGGCUUCCCCACCAUCAAGUGGGGCGACCCCAGCUCUCUGGAGGCCUACGAGGGCGGCCGGGAGUACGACGCCCUCAAGAAGUUCGCCAAGGCAAAUCUCAAGCCCAUGUGCAGCCCGACGAAUAUUGAUCUAUGCGACGCGGAGAAGAAGGCCGAGAUUGCUAAAUUCCAGGCCAUUCCGUUGGAGGAGCUGGAAAAGCAGAUCGCGGCAAAAAAACAAGAGAUUGAGGACAUAGGGAAAAAAUUCGAUGAAGACGUGAAGGCUCUGCAGGGCACCUACGAGAAGCUGCAAACUGACAAGAAGACGACGAUCGACGAUAUCAAGGCGUCUGGACUUGGUCUCAUGCAGGCAGUACAAGCGGCUGCGGCCAAGCCGAAGGGCAAGGAGGAGCUGUAAGGGCGCUCCGCGCUGCAGUGCCGAUGCGCACGUCGGCCCAAGGCAAAACCAAACUUAGCCGAGCGUUUCCACCAGAAGUGCUACUUUUGCACACCUGGGAUGUCUACUCUCUCCUUCCUUUCUCCUCCCUUCUUCCUUCUCUCGAUGAUCAAGGAAUAUAGACAGACUUUCGGAGCUUUCUCCCUCCCUCCCUCCUCCCUUCCCCCCGCUCGUCCGACCCCCGAGAGGGCGGGCGGCUCCUGCCCCGCGGCGCAGCGGUGACGCCUGGGCUAUGGGGACCUGGCUGGCGCGCAUCCGCGCGCGGGAGGUCCGCCGCCCUAGGCCGAUGAGCGUCGCCGAGGGCCAGACGCCCUGGACCGGGAGCAUGGGGGAGGGGACUCGGGCUCGGUCUCGGGCUCGGGCGAGGGCUCGGGG
Messenger RNA from Prorocentrum cordatum, 1512 nucleotides. The record is from the annotation of a GenBank genome assembly. NCBI's taxonomy places the organism in Eukaryota, Dinophyceae, Prorocentrales, Prorocentraceae.